GAUCUCACCCUUCUAUUCAAAUCUGUCAUCUCCCCAAUCAUCACCCUUCAGACCGACACCAAGUCUUCCAAUCAAGUCGGGAACAGACAACUUGAUCAAGAUGAGAACAUGAAAUGAGUCGGGAUGGUCUGAGUUGGCAAAUGGAGUCCGAGUGAGGGCAUCAUCUCCAUGUCGCUUGGUAUCUUUCCCUCAUAUUUUAUCGCCAUACCUUUGUGUAUAAUAAAAUGGGACAAACGUCCACAAACAUCCUCAGAGGUCGAACCUCAACUCGGCCGAGUUUUGAUGGAUGAAUAAAUGUAUAGGAAUGAUUCGAAAAUCUUUCAAAGUAAUCACCGUCCAAGUCCCACCUCGCACCAAAUUCCCACCGACUCAGAACGACAAUUUCCCAUUGCUCAAUCAACUCUCAAAGUCCAAUUCCAAUUCCACUUUACCGACUCGAACGACUAUUUUCCCUUGCUCAUCAACAAAGUCCAAUUCCAAUUCCACUUUACCGACUCUCACUAAGACUCGCCCUCAAACUUCAAAUCCAAAAACCAACGACAACUCCCCCGUCAAACCACGUAAAACUUUCGUAUCAUCCCUGUCGCCUUAAUUGCAUCUGGUGUCGUUGAAAAAUCCAGAUCCCCUCUUGAACAUUCAACAUCGACCCUUGACUUCCUACUGACACCCGAUUCGAAACGAAGAAAGAUUUUUACAUAGACAUGUCAAGGUACAGAAGCUCGAAUAGAUCCGUCUCGCUGUAUCAGGCAUCAUCUCUCGCUGUAUCAGGCAUUAUCAACAUAUCUCACCGGUCGAAAGGGGCGCCCACGUCAAAGUGCCGCUACGAGUUGGACCGUGUUGAGCGUGUCAUCUGUCUGAAUUUCCUUUUCUUGCUGAACACUCCACUCUCGGCCUGUUGCUUCACCCCUCACCCCUCUCGGAUUCUCAAAUGCCUCUCUCGUCUCGCCGACACUUGUUCUGAAAGGCCGGCACGUAAGUGUCCUUCGUCUGCUCUGACGCUCAUCAUCAGGCAAAGGUAAAGAGCCGGUACUCGUAUGGUGAUCCCAAUCCUAAGUGGUCCAUCAUGAUCUCACCACUUUUUCUUUUUCCUUACCCUCAUCUCCCAUCUCUUCCUUUCCUUUUCCCUUUGCACUCGCGUCACUCUCUCAAUUCCAUCACUCGUCCUCUGUCCCGACUCCUGGUCCCGCUCGCGACCUGACAUCGGGAUCUCUCUUCACAAAGCGGCAUCUCGAGCCAUAGCCAUGGGCAGCGGAUAUCGCCUCGAUCGCGACCGACGGACUACAGCUCAAUGUCGACGCCUAUCUUGUCCGUAGGGUCCGGGAGACCAGGUAGGGUCGCGAGACCGAGACCGAGACGGUGGCCGAUGGACGAGUCCCAUAGUAGUGACG
Messenger RNA from Tremella mesenterica DSM 1558, 1388 nucleotides. RefSeq lists its product as uncharacterized. The record is from RefSeq and is a predicted model, not a curated record. The transcript has 2 exons. NCBI's taxonomy places the organism in Eukaryota, Fungi, Basidiomycota, Tremellomycetes, Tremellales, Tremellaceae. The coding region runs from base 305 to 592 and encodes 95 amino acids.